UCAGCCAAAUAAACAAAAAAAAUCAACCAAAAAACAAGUGGAAACAGCAACCUGAAAAAAAAAUAACAGUCGUGAUAUCAACAUCCGAGCACCAGCGAUGGAGUUGCGCCGGAAAAUUAGUUUUCCGGCAUCUGAUUCCGACUCUCCCCGUUACACUCAUAAUGCUCGUCUCUCCUAUCAUCGCCGUCACGUUUAUCACGAAAAGCAAUAACAGAGAAAUUUAUUAUCUUCUCUUUUUGUUCAGUUUUCUCGUCGAGUGAAUAUUAGUGUGAAAAUUUUGUUGUGACGCUUUGUUGCUUGAUGAUCGGGUGUUGUGAGGUUGAAAUGAUGAAAUUGAAAUGAUUUUGUUUAGCCUUCCGUUUUGCAGGCAUAUUUUGUAAAAUUUUGUGAGUUUUUGAGUAACAGAAGGUUAUUAGUUUUAACAGUAUAGACUUGGAUUAGAUUAGAAAUAGGAGUAUUCAACUUUUCCGAUGAGAAUCCAGCCGAUCGAUUCGAUCCCGAGCGACACCGUCAAGCCGCCGGUGUUUAAGUCUCGGCUUAAGAGGCUUUUUGACCGUCCGUUCAACAGCGUCCUCCGGAUUUCAUCCGCUGAGAAGCCGGUAGCUGGAGGAGACAAAGAUGGCGGUGGCGCUGCCGAGAUCGAGCCGAGCUCGGUCUGUUUGGAUAAAAUGGUUCAGAAUUUCAUGGAGGACAACAACGACAAGCCUUCCUCUGCCGCCCGCAACCGCUGCAAUUGCUUCAACGGCAACAGCAACGAUAGCUCCGAUGACGAGCUCGGCUUCUUCUCCGAUUCCAUUUCCGCUAAUUCUUCCUUCAGUGACCCCUCCGAUGCUCUCAGGAGUUUGACGCCGUGCGCGACUGUGGCGGAGAGAAAUCUAUUGGCAGACGCUUCAAAAAUCGUCGAAAAGAACAAAACAACUUGCAAAAGAAAAGACGAUUUGAGGAAAGUAGUCACCGAUGGUCUAAUCACCCUUGGUUACAACGCCUCCCUUUGCAAAUCCAAAUGGGAUAAGUCUCCCUCUAUUCCAGCUGGCGAGUAUGAAUACAUCGAUGUAGUGGUGGAAGGAGAGAGGAUGAUAGUCGAUGUGGAUUUCCGAUCGGAGUUUGAGAUCGCCCGAUCCACGAGCGGUUACAAGGCGGUUCUGCAGAACUUGCCGUACAUAUUCGUGGGGAAAACCGACCGGCUGAUACAGAUCGUGGCGAUGGCGUCAGAGGCCGCGCGGCAGAGCCUGAAGAAGAAAGGCAUGCACAUAGCUCCGUGGCGGAAGGCGGAGUACAUGAAAUCGAAAUGGCUGAGCCCUCACGCCCGCCUCACAAACGAGGAGGCGCCGCCCGAUGAUCCCGAUGUUUUGGAUUUGGGGUGUGAGGGGGGAGAAUUGGACUUGAUUUUCGGUGAGGAUGUGACGAUCUCAUCGCCGGCGCCGAUGACGUGGCAGCUGCCGGCGAUUAAGCCGAAGAGUUUAGAGAGAGGAAAUAAAGUGGUGGUCACCGGAUUAGCUUCUCUCCUCAAAGAGAAACACUGAUAAACAAAUUUUGUUCUCUCUUCUUAAUUUUCAUUUCCACUAGAAUAAUCUCUAAUUUUUUUAAUUUUCUUUUUUUCGGAUUAUAAAAAUCAACUACUCCUAUAUA
Salvia hispanica is the source of this 1629-nucleotide messenger RNA. RefSeq lists its product as uncharacterized. Lineage: Eukaryota; Viridiplantae; Streptophyta; Magnoliopsida; Lamiales; Lamiaceae. The record is from RefSeq and is a predicted model, not a curated record.